Messenger RNA from Scatophagus argus, 1023 nucleotides. RefSeq names its product protein FAM237B-like. Bases 111 to 617 code for a protein of 168 amino acids. NCBI's taxonomy places the organism in Eukaryota, Metazoa, Chordata, Actinopteri, Scatophagidae. The record is from RefSeq and is a predicted model, not a curated record. The transcript is spliced from 3 exons.
CAAAACACAUUCAUAAACGUGGAAAGCAGUUGGACAACUCUUCUCACAAAGGAGGGAGGCACUGACGUCAGUUAAGACCCGACAGAUAUUUGCCAACUCCAGUCAACACUAUGGUCAUGUUAUUCGGCCCAGCUUUAGUGAUGGCCCCAGUGCUCCUGAACAUACCUGCAGCCGCGGUGUUUGUGCUGAGCUGCGUGUGCGCCGUACCGCUGCAGGGCCAGAAGCCGGCUCACGUGGACCCCCUGACUGCCCCCCGGGCGAACCCGCAGUGCUGGGACUCCUCCUCGGCGCUGCUGCUGGAGAUGCGCUCCCCGAGGAUCGCUGACACGGUGCCCGCCUUCUGGGACCUGAUGGUGUUCCUCAGGUCGUCAGACAACAGCAAGCACACGGCGCUGUUCUGGGACCUGGCCCGGGUCUUCUGGGACCUGUAUCUGGACUGCGUGCUGUCCAGGAGUCACGGCCUGGGGAGGAGACACUCCCUCAUCACUGACAAGUCCUUCAGAUUCAACAGCUCAGGAGUGAACACCCGUGCGUGGCUCAGUGUCAGGGUGAGACGCAGAGGACACAUCAAGACCCUGAAGACCAAGUCCAAAUCAAAGUCACAUUACCACAAAUAAUUCAUAUUAUUUCUUUGUUGGUAGCUUUCUUCAGUAUUUUCUUUGGCACCGAAAAGCAAUAUUUCACUCUGAUGUUUUCAGGUACUCAAAGGAUUUCUGUGGUUCUCAGUAGCAAGUGUUGUUGCUCUUAUUGUUGACAUGAGUGUGAUGUGUCCUAGUCAAAAGUAAUAUUUUUAGGUGAUGAUGUAUGGACAUGUCGAAAACUAAUUAUAGGAUUACCUGGUUGUUUUUCCUUGUUUGUCUGAUAAUUUCAAGUAUAACAAAUUCAUGUAAUGUGGUUGUAAACUGUACACCUUGACUAUCCAAAUACACUUGACAUCAGUCAGCAGAUUUCCUUCAAAAUCAAUAAAUGAGUGGCCAAACUGUGAUGUACAUUUGCUAGUAAAUAACCAAAAAGCCAAAUAAU